AUGGCUGAGGUUGUGCUCUACAAGGAGCUCUAUAGCUGGCAGAAUGAUCAUGACCAGGCGGUUUUUGUGGAUGGAGCCAACGGAUUGGUGAUAUACCAGAAUGUCUAUGACAAGAGCCUGCGUGUGAUCGACUCCUGCAAAAACAACGGGGUAUUCAACAGUACGAGAUUCCCCAAGCCACUAUGUGAGUCGAUAUCAUUUUCCUCCGAUGGACAAUACAUCCUCUAUUGGCAUAACAAUCCGUUGGCGAUCGGAGUUGUGGAUCUAUCAAAUCCAGCAUCAUCUGAUGCGCUUGUUGAUUGUAUGCCAUAUGAAGAAACGAUCGUGCUGAGCGUGUUCUGGUCGCAGUGCAACAAGUCUAACGUCGAUUUCGUUGUCGUGUGUACAAGCUGCAUCGACAUCUACAAUUUGAGCCCCAGUAAUAGCACUUUGAGGCGCCUAUGCAGUAAGCGGAUCAGUUGCACCGAUGUCUGGAGCGACAUCACCGGGACGAAUAUCAUCGUACUAAAGAACAACCAGGUGCUCCAGCCAUAUCGCAUAGUAACUAAGGAGGUACGCCUUGUGACCGACAUUGAGUUGAGCGUGCGCAAUGGCCACAAGCUCCAGAAAUCGGCAAUAACCGUAGCUACCAUAUACAAUGAUACUUACUGCAUUCACAAGGAUGCCUCAAACGGCACGUUGUCACUGCGCUCUAUGACUAACAACAAGGCGAUUGAUAUCGUCCUUGAACUGCGUUGCCAAGGGUGGUUGGAUAUUGCAGUAACGGAUAACCUCUUAUUGGCGCUCACUGGUGGUAGUGAGACUUAUAUAUUCGACAUUGCCAUGAAAGACAAACCGCUGGUGGCGAAGGUCCCCCAGAGGAAGCCCUCUAUGGCAUCGUUAUCCAGCGACGUACAAGUAUUCAUUCCUAACGUAGUUGUAGACUACUACGGAGGAUUCGCUUACAAUCUUACGAUAGACCACAACAUGCUCAUGCUUCUUUUGUCGCAGUCCUAUGCAGAACCUCUGGUGGCGGACUUCUAUCAGCGUCGUCACGGCUCCGUUCAACGCGUGAUGGAAAUAAUAAACUCGUCAAUUUCGAACAGUAUGAACAAGUUGGGAACGAAGACUGCAAACAAUGUUGCGAUACCGUUUAACCUUGUUGAGGAAUAUAUUGGUGAUCGGUCGGUGAUCACUGAAUAUCGUUUCGGAAAGGCUAUUCUGUACCCAUCUGUAGUGAAGGAGUGGAACCUCAAGCCUGGUGAGAAUAUCUUUGACGCUGCCGUUACGCUUUUAUGCCAUCACCGCAACUUUAAGUUUGAGACUCUGCUGAAGAUUCGCGAUGAUUUGGAGAUCCAGACCGGUUUCAUAGACAACUUUAUUCUCAGGAGCCGUCUCACAUCUGCUUCCAAGGAUGAUGUAUCUUGUGACUUCCGAGAUUACCUCGCAUCUCCCGAGAGUGAUAUUCCUGAGCUCUACGACCCAUCGACCCACCAGUCACCAUAUGUUAUAUCGGUGAUUUUGUGUUACUUCAAAGCACUGAUCUGCCACAAUCUGCAACCUACGCAUCUGUUACAGGUCUUGCUUUUUGACAUUUGUGUCAUGCACAAUGAAAUCGCCAUGGUUUUACAGCUGAUAAGGUCCAACAUCAUCAGGGACUCAACGUAUAUCUGUUAUCGACUAUUUUUCCUUUACGUGAUUCUACGUGACCCUGUAAUGCGUCAGCAGUGUCUGGAUAUGGCUUUUCGUUUAAAGCUGUAUGGCAUGUGCGUCACGAUUGCUAUGUUGGAUGAAGAUUACUACAAUGCUUUGGUUGAGGUCAAGUUGCACUCCGUCAGAUCUUUCCCGCUAUAUCGCAUUUUGUACCAAGCAGCUACAGACAUAGAAGCUCAGAAACGCAAACCUCAUCUAUGGCCGGCAAUGCUUGCUUUCAUCCGGUGCUGGGCAGAGGAGAGCGCAGAUAACCCUAAGGCCUGUGCUCCUCCUGACCUGCGAAACUGUGAAAUGUGGCUCCCAAACCUUUAA
This is a messenger RNA of Babesia sp. Xinjiang, 2004 nucleotides long. RefSeq lists its product as uncharacterized. The record is from RefSeq and is a predicted model, not a curated record. NCBI's taxonomy places the organism in Eukaryota, Apicomplexa, Aconoidasida, Piroplasmida, Babesiidae. The transcript is spliced from 9 exons. Gene Ontology annotation, cellular component: lysosomal membrane; Mon1-Ccz1 complex; late endosome membrane. Bases 1 to 2004 code for a protein of 667 amino acids. Gene Ontology annotation, biological process: regulation of autophagy.